AGAGAGCAACUCACACAGCGGUGUGAAGUCGUCCCCUCCUCCUCCUCUUCAGGAAGCAGGAACCGAAAGCAGUGCUCCCGCCUCGGCUUCCUCCCCGCGCUCCCCGGAGUGGCCCUGUCUUCCGCUGCUGGCCAUGCCGGCCAGGGGAAGGUAAUGAGCCGCAGAACCCCGGGGUCUCGGCUGAGCAGCAGCAAGCAGUACCAGCGGAGCUGGAAUGACUGGCAACCCAGACCUGAAAGUGCUUCAGCCGACCAGGACAAUUUAAAAUACUCUACCUCCAGAGACCGGGGCAAUUCUGCCUCAUAUGGAUCGCAUACUUCCAAUUCAGCCGGGCUUUCUCGACAAAAGCAUGAUGAUGUCACGGUGUCUUCUGAUGUGCACAACGAAGAUGAAGAUGGCUACAGUGUCAAUGGAGGAGCUAGUGAAAAUGCUUUUGGUCGGAAGUCGUUGGGGCAAGAGCUGAGGGUUAACAAUGUAAGCCCUGAUUUCACUGUCCAGCAUGGAAACCGUGCUUUAGCCACAAAAGAUAUGAGGAAAUCCCAGGAACGAUCGCUUUCCUAUUCUGAAGAGUCUCGGCUGUCGAAUCUUCUUCGGAGGAUCACCCGGGAAGACGACAGGGACCGAAGACUGGCUACUGUUAAGCCGCUGAAAGAAUUUAUUCAGCAGCCAGAAAACAAAAUGGUGCUGGUUAAACAACUUGACAAUAUCCUGACUGCUAUAAAUGAUGUGUUAAAUGAAAGUAGCAAACUGCUUCAAGAACUGCGGCAGGAGGGGGCACAGUGCCUUGGCUUGCUCUGUGCUGGUCUGAGCUAUGAGGCAGAGAAGAUCUUUAAGUGGAUUUUUAACAAAUUUAGCUCAUCUUCUAAAGAUGAAGUGAAACUACUUCUACUUUGUGCAUCCUACAAAGCUUUGGAAACUGUAGGGGAAAAGAAGGCAUUUUCUUCAGUAAUGCAGUUGGUUAUGACCAGUCUGCAGUCUAUAUUGGAGAACCUGGACACACCAGAAUUGCUGUGCAAAUGUGUAAAAUGUAUCUUGCUUGUGUCCCGGUGCUACCCACAUAUUUUCAGCACAAACUUCAGGGACACAGUUGACAUUUUGGUUGGAUGGCAUAUAGAUCAUACACAAAAACCUUCUCUCACACAACAGGUGUCUGGAUGGUUACAGAGUCUAGAACCCUUUUGGGUUGCAGAUCUGGCAUUUUCCACAACUCUACUGGGUCAGUUUUUGGAAGACAUGGAAGCCUAUGCUGAGGAUCUUGGCAAUGUAGCUUCUGGUGAAUCCGUAGAUGAAGACAUUCCUCCUCCAUCAGUUUCAUUGCCUAAGCUUGCUGCUCUUCUCAGAGUAUUUAGUACUGUGGUACGUAGUAUUGGGGAACGAUUCAGUCCAAUUCGCGGACCUCCCAUUACCGAAGCAUACGUCACAGAUAUUCUAUAUCGAGUAAUGAGGUGUGUAACAGCAGCCAAUCAGGUAUUUUCUUCAGAGGUUGUACUGACAGCUGCCAAUGAAUGUGUGGGUGUUCUGCUUGGCAGUAUGGAUCCUAGCAUGGCAAUUCACUGUGAGAUGGUAAUUGCAUAUGGAUUAGACCAACUGGAGAAUUGCCAAGCAUCUGAAACAGAUUACAUUAUCUCAGUCCUGCACUUACUUACUCUGAUGGUUGAACAAAUUAAUACUAAAAUACCCUCAACUUUUGUGGAGAAACUUUUUGUACCAGACUCGAAGCUGCUUUUGAUACGUUACCAUAAGGAAAAGGAGGUAAUAGAUGCAGCACAUUCACUCUACCAGGCAGUGCUGACCCUGAAGAACAUUCCAGUUUUGGAGACUGCGUACAAACUGAUUUUGGGAGAAAUGACAUGUGCUUUAAACAGCCUCUUGACCUGCCUGCAGCUGCCUGAAGCUUGUGCUGAAAUUCAGCAUGAGGCUUUUAAGAACCAUACGUUCAGUGUGGACAAUGCAAAGUUUGUUGUUGACUUUGACUUAAGCAUUUUGACGACCAUUGGAAAUGCCAAGAACUCACUAAUUGGGAUGUGGGCGCUCUCUCCUACAGUGUUUGCUUUACUGAGCAAGAAUUUAAUGAUCGUUCACGAGGACAUAGCCGUUCACUAUCCAUCAGUGCAGUAUGCAGUGCUUUAUACGUUGUAUUCACAUUGUACAAGACACGAUCACUUCAUCUCCAGUAGUCUUAGUACCUCAUCCCCUUCCUUAUUUGAUGGAGCAGUGAUUAGCACUGUGACUACUGCCACAAAGAAGCAUUUCUCUGUCAUCUUGAAUCUCUUGGGAAUGUUGCUUAAAAGAGACAACCUUAACCAGGAUGCCAGGAAACUACUAAUGGUGUGGGCUUUGGAAGUUGCCGCGCUUAUGAAGAAAUCUGACACUUAUGCUCCCUUAUUCUCACUACCAUCUUUCCACAAGUUCUGCAAAGGUCUACUGGCAAAUACUCUUUAUGAAGAUGUGAACAUUAGCCUGCAGGCCUGCAACAGCCUUCAUAUUUUGUCGUCCUCUUUACCAGAAGACCUGCUUCAGAGGUGCAUUGAUGUGUGCCGUGUGCAGCUUGUCUCCAGUGGAAUUCGGCUAAGACAAGCUUUUGGGAAACUCUUGAAGUCUAUUCCAUUGGACAUUGUUUUAAGUAACACCAAUCACAUAGAAAUGCAAGAAAUUUCGACUGCAAUAAGAAACCACAUGAGCAAAUCUCCCUGCAACACAUUCCACCCUCAAGACUUCUCUGAUGUCGUCAGCUUUAUUCUGUAUGGGAGCACUCAUAGAUCAGGAAAGGACAAUUGGUUGGAGAGGCUAUUUCACAGCUGCCAGAGGCUUGAUAAACGUGAUGCUUUACUCAUUCCCCGUAAUCUGCUGAAGGCAGAUGCUGUCUUGUGGCAGUGGGCAGUGUGGGAGGCUGCUCAGUUCACGGUCUUGUCUAAAUUACGGACUCCCUUGGGAAGAGCACAAGAUACGUUCCAAACUAUUGAAGGCAUUAUUCGAAGCCUUGCAGCCCACACUCUAAAUCCAGACCAGGAUGUUAGUCAGUGGACAACUGCAGAGAACGAUGAAGGACAUGCCAACAACCAAUUACGUUUAGUGCUCCUUCUCCAAUAUCUGGAAAACCUAGACAAACUGAUGUACAAUGCCUAUGAAGGAUGUGCCAAUGCAUUAACCUCCCCUCCUAAGGUUAUCAGGACCUUCUUUUAUACUAAUCGACAAACAUGCCAAGAUUGGCUCACUCGAAUUCGAAUUGCCAUUAUGCGAGUGGGUUUGUUGGCUGGGCAGCCAGCUGUUACAGUUAGACAUGGCUUUGACCUGCUUGCAGAGAUGAAGAACAGCAGUGCACCUCAGGGGGCAGAACUUGAGUUGUCAGUAAUGAUGGUAGUGGAGGCUCUGUGUGAACUUCAGUGUCCCGAAGCUAUACAGGGGCUUACAGUGUGGUCAUCUGCUGUUGCUGGCAAAACCCUUUCUUGGAUAAAUUCUGUAGCUCUGCAAGCCGAUGGGAGGUUUGAGAAAGCUGCUGUGGAAUACCAAGAACAUUUAUGUGCCAUGACUGGGGUGGACUGCAGUACCCCUGGCUUUGAUAAGAUAGUUCUAAAAUUGGCUAAUUCCAGCAGCACCUCUGCCAGCCCCAAACAUGCAAAUGGGGAUGUCCGUAAGACUGUUCUAACAAAGCCUAGUGACCCUGUGCCUGAAGUGAUCAACUACUUGAGCAACAAGGCUUGUGAGUGCUACAUUUCAAUUGCUGAUUGGGCAGCAGUCCAAGAGUGGCAAAAUGGCAUGCAUGACCUGAAGAAAAGUGCAGUGGGCAGCUCUGUUAACCUGAAGACUGACUUCAACUAUAUAAAGGCUUUGAGCAGUUUUGAAUUUGGUGAAUUUCAUGAAUGUGCAGAGCAGCUAGAGUUGCUUCCUGGAGAAAAUUUAAAUCUAAUAAAUGGUGGCUCAAAGGAAAAAAUAGACAUGAAGAAACUGCUUUCAAAUAUGCUCAGCCCAGACCCUAGAGAACUUCAAAAGUGUAUAGAGGUUCAGUUGCUAAGAAGUUCCGUGUGCCUCAGCCUAGCUUUAAAUGAUGCAGACCAAGAACAGAAGUGGCAAGCAGUCUCAGAAAGUCUCAGCAGACACUUGAAGCAAACGGCACGCAUAGCAAUGGGGCCACUGAGGCUAUCGACUCUUACAUUAUCGCAGUGUUUGCCUGUACUGGGAACAUUACAACUAUACUGCUCAUCAUCUCUUGAGAGUACAGUGUCCAGCAAGCUUACAUCUGAGGACUGUCUGAUCCCUCUGUUCAGUGAAGCUUUGCGCUCAUGUAAACGGCAUGAUGUCAGACCAUGGAUACAUGCUUUAAGAUACACAGCUUUUCAAAACCAACUUGCAGAAAGAUUCAAAGAACCAACAGUGCCGAUAAAAAGUCAUCUGAUGGAAUUGGGAUUAACGGCUGCCAAAUGUGCCAGAAAACAUGGAAACGUCACUCUUGCUGCACGAUUGCUUGCUCAGUGCAGUGAAAUCAAUUUAGGACAAGUGAGCAAUGCUCAGGAAUUAGUCACUCAUUUUAAGAAACUUUCACUCAGCGGGCAGAUGGAUGAGAAGUGGGGACCGGAACUUGAUAUUGAAAAAGCCAAGCUACUGUAUGCUGCAGGUCAGUCUGCUCAUGCCAUGGAAAUGCUAAGUUCUUGUGCUAUCACCUUCUGCAAGUCUGCAAAAGCAGAGUAUUCUGUGGCCAAAUCUAUCCUAACACUGGCAAAAUGGAUCCAAGCUGAUUGGAAGGAAAUAUCAGGCCAGAUGAAACAAGUAUACAGGGUGCGCCAGCAAUCAAACCUCUCCAACCUUUCUACACUGGGAAAAAAUGUACACACAUUAAUUGAUCUACCACCUGUAAAUGCUGUGGAUGAGGAGUAUCUACCUAUUGAAAGCGAAUCUACAGUGAACAUCGGAGUAGGUGAGCCUGACUUCAUUCUGGGCCAGCUGUACCACUUGUCAUCUGUGCAAGCACCUGAAGUGGCCAAGUCUUGGGCUGCACUGGCUAGCUGGGCUUAUAGAUGGGGAAGAAAGGUGGUAGAUAACGCUAGUCAAGGGGAAGGUGUGAAAUUAUUACAGCGUGAAAAAUUAGAAAUGCAAAACCUACUGCCAGAUAAUGUAUCUGAUGACGACAAAGAGAAGAUCUAUGGUAUCUUGGGCCAGGCAAUGUGUCGACCAGCUGGAAUACAGGAUGAGGACAUGUCACUUCAGAUUACAGAGACUGAGGGCAACAAUGAAAAUGACACUGUAGAUGUGAUUUGGAGGCAGCUCUUGACCAGUUGCCCAUGGUUAGCAGAACUUGAUGAAGCAGCUUCAGAGGGUCUCAUCCAACUUUGGAGGAAAGUUGUGGACCGGAUUUUCAGCCUCUAUAAAUUAUCAUGCAGUGCAUAUUUUACAUUCUUGAAACUGAAUGCUGGAAGGGUUUCAUUGGAUGAUGAUGACCCUCGUCUGCAGUUAAAUGUUCCUUUCAAGCAAAGCACAGAUGAUGCUAUAGUCAUGGCCACGCUUCGACUUCUCAGACUGCUAGUUAAACAUGCUGGAGAGCUUAGACAGUACUUGGAACAGGGCCUGGAGACCACACCCACUGCUCCCUGGAGAGGUAUAAUACCUCAGCUUUUUUCACGUCUCAACCACCCUGAGGUAUAUGUUCGUCAAAGUAUUUGUAGUCUACUGUGUCGAGUAGCACAUGAUUCGCCUCACCUCAUUCUCUACCCAGCAAUUGUGGGAAGUAUCUCAUUGAGUAAUGAAUCCCAGUCUUCAGGAACCAAAUUGUCGUCAGCCAUUCCCACUUUAUUGGGUAACAUCCAGGAUGAUGAGCUUAUGGGUGGGGAGUGUGAUGAUGGCAGUCUACCAGCUUCACAAGAAAGCAAUAGAGAGGAAUUGAAAAAUAUCCUGAAUGAAGACCAAGCCAUGAUGCAAGAUUGUUACAGUAAAAUUGUUGACAAGCUGUCUUGUGCCAACCCUACCAUGGUUCUGCAGGUUCAGAUGUUGGUAGCUGAACUGAGAAGAGUAACUGUGCUUUGGGAUGAGCUCUGGCUGGGUGUUUUGUUACAACAACACAUGUAUGUUCUCCGACGAAUUCAACAGCUGGAGGAUGAAGUCAAAAGGGUGCAGAACAACAAUACUCUGAGGAAGGAGGAAAAGAUUGCCAUAAUGCGUGAAAAGCACACCGCACUCAUGAAACCUAUUGUGUUUGCCCUUGAGCACGUUUGUAGUAUUACUUCGACACCUGCUGAGACACCCCAUGAAAAAUGGUUCCAGGACACCUAUGGGGAGGCUAUUGAAAAUGCUCUAGAAAAACUUAGAAAUCCAUCCAAUCCUGCCAAUCCUGGAAACGGCUGGAUGCCAUUCAAGCAGGUUAUGCUAAGCUUGCAGCAAAGAGCACAGAAACGGACAAGCUACUUGUUACGACUUGAAGAAAUUAGCCCUUGCUUGGCUUCCAUGACAAACACUGAAAUAGCCUUACCAGGGGAAUUCUCAGACAGAGACGCCAUCACAAUUCACAGUGUAGGCAGUACUAUCACUAUCUUACCUACAAAAACAAAACCAAAAAAGUUCAUCUUUCUGGGAUCUGAUGGUAAAAACUACCCAUAUCUUUUCAAAGGUUUGGAAGACUUGCAUCUUGAUGAACGCAUUAUGCAGUUCCUCUCUAUUGUCAAUACCAUGUUUGCAACAAUUAAUGGUCAAGAGUCUCCCCGUUUUCGUGCAAGACACUAUUCAGUCACACCCCUUGGCACUCGGUCUGGGCUUAUUCAGUGGGUGGAUGGAGCCACUCCUCUUUUUGGUCUUUAUAAACGAUGGCAACAGAGGGAAGCUGCUUUGCAAGCACAAAAGGCCCAAGAUUCCUAUCAGACUCCUCAAAAUCCUGCAAUGGUUCCCCGACCCAGUGAACUCUACUACAGUAAAAUAGGUCCAGCCCUCAAAGUGGUUGGGCUGAGCUUAGAUGUGUCUCGUCGAGACUGGCCUCUUAAUGUGGUGAAGUCUGUACUAGAGGAAUUAAUGGAAUCCACUCCUCCAAACCUGCUGGCUAAAGAAUUGUGGUGCUCAUGUGCUACAGCUGAUGAGUGGUGGAAGGUUACGCAGUCCUACGCCAGAUCAACAGCUGUAAUGUCAAUGGUUGGCUAUAUCAUAGGUCUGGGUGACAGGCAUUUGGAUAAUGUUCUGAUUGACAUGACAAGUGGUGAAGUAGUUCACAUUGACUACAAUGUCUGCUUUGAAAAAGGGAAGAGCCUACGCGUUCCUGAAAAGGUUCCCUUCCGAAUGACCCAAAAUAUUGAAAGUGCACUGGGCGUGACAGGAGUGGAGGGAGUUUUUCGUCUGUCUUGUGAGCAGGUCCUCCAUAUAAUGAGAAGAGGAAGAGAGACAUUACUGACAUUGCUUGAGGCUUUUGUUUAUGACCCUCUUGUGGACUGGACUGCAGGGGGAGAGGCGGGAUUUGCAGGUGCAGUCUACGGCGGAGGAGGACAACAGGCUGAAAACAAGCAAAGCAAACGAGAGAUGGAAAGAGAGAUCACACAAAGCCUCUUUUCCUCCAGAGUGGCUGAAAUAAAGGUGAACUGGUUUAAGAACCGGGAUGAGAUGCUAAGUGUCCUGCCUAAGCUAGACAGUAGCUUAGAGGAAUAUCUAAACUUGCAUGAAGAAUUGACAGAGGUGGAAAAGCUGCAAACCCGACUCGUGGAGGAGAUGAGCUUCUUGGAAGGAGCUGAAGCCCCAGAUCAUCCUGCUCAUACACUGCAGCACAGAUAUUCAGAGCACACCCAGCUUCAGACGCAGCAGAGGGCAGUCCAGGAAGCCAUCCAAGUGAAGCUGAAUGAAUUUGAGCAGUGGAUCACACAGUAUCAAACUGCCUUCAACAAUCUGGAGGCCACUAAACUGGCAGGCCUGCUUCAAGAAAUAAGCAGCCAGAUGGAUUUGGGUCCUCCCAGCUAUGUACCUGCCACAGCUUUCCUACAAAAUGCUGGCCAGGCACAUCUCAUCACACAGUGUGAGCAAUACGAGGCAGAGAUGGGAACCUUGCUACAACAGAGACGCUCUGUGCUUCGGGGCUGCUUGGAAAAUCUUCACAACUACGCAACUGUAGCGCUUUUGUACCCCAAAUCAGUGUUCCAAAAACACAGAAUGGAGCAGUGGAAGACCUGGAUGGAGGAACUUAUAUGCGACAUGACCAUGGAGCACUGUCAGGAAAUAUAUACAAAGUAUGAAUUGCAAUAUGCUCCUCAGCCCCCCCAAGCUGUCUGUCAGUUCCUUUCUGCCACUGAGUUGGCCCUGCAGCGCUAUUAUGCUGAUACAAAUAACAGGCUUUUGAGGCAAGUAGAACGACUGAAACAGGAGGUGGCAACAGUUCCAGUUUGUGAAGAGCAACUAAAAGAAAUUGAGCGCUGUAUUAAAGUUUUUCUGCAUGAAAAUGAUGAAGAGGGUUCACUGAGUCUGGCUAGUGUGGUCGUAUCUGCGCUCUGCGCUCUCACAAGACGUAAUUUGAUGAUGGAAGGAGCUGCUUCCAGUGCUGGAGAACAACUGGUGGAUCUUACAUCUCGGGAUGGAGCUUGGUUCUUAGAGGAGCUCUGCAGUAUGAGUGGCAAUGUUACAUGUCUUGUCCAGUUAUUAAAGCAAUGCAAGCUUAUCCCUCAAGAUAUGGAUAUACCCAAUCCACUAGAGGCUUCUGAAACUGUACAUCUGGCUAAUGCAGUUUACAUUUCUUUACAGGAAUUGAACUCAAAUUUUCGUCAGAUUAUUUUCCCUGAAGCGCUCAGAUGCUUAAUGAAAGGAGAGCAGACACUUGAGAACAUGCUUCAAGAGCUUGAUAACCUGAUAGAGCAGACCACUGAUGGGACUUCACUACAGGACAUGGUGGAGUUACUGCAGACUUACCUAAGAAAUGCAGCCAUGGGCCUGGAAGAUGAGGCAAAUGCUCACUAUAUUGAUGUUGCAAGGUUACUUCAUUCUCAGUAUGGAGAGUUAAUUCAGCCAAGGAAUGGCUCAGUGGAAGAAACUCCAAAAAUGUCUGCUGGUCAGAUGCUGUUGGUUGCUUUUGAUGGGAUGUUUGCUCAAGUUGAAACCGCAUUUGGCUUGCUACUGGAGAAGUUAAAACAGAUGGAAAUUUCACAUGCCUGGAGAAAGGUUGAUAUCAUCCGUGAAGCAAGAAGCACACAGGUGAACUUUUUUGAAGAUGACGAACUUCGCCGUGUGUUGGAUGAAAUAUUUUUCUUGAAAAGAUUACAAACAAUCAGAGAAUUCUUCCGCCUUUGUGGCAUAUUUUCUCAAACCUUGUCGGGAAAAUGCCCGGUUGAUGAACAAACUCCUGGUAAUGGACCUGUGCAGCUGGUCAAUGUAAAAACAAUGUACAGAAACUCCUGCUUUAGUGAAGACCAAAUGGCCAAACCAAUCAAAUCUUUUACAGCUGACUUUGUGAGGCAACUCUUGAUUGGCUUACCUACCCAGGCUCUGGGACUGACAUUGUGCAGCUUCAUUAGUGCUUUGGGUGUGGAUAUUAUUGCUCAAGUGGAAGCCAAAGACUUUGGAGCAGAAAGUAAAGUUUCCGUUGAUGAUCUCUGUAAAAAGGCUGUGGAGCACAACAUUCAGAUCUCCAGAUUUUCCCAGCUCGUGAUGAACAGAGCUACUGUCUUAGCCAGCUCUUAUGACACUGCCUGGAAGAAACAAGACUUGGUGCGCCGUCUAGAAACAAACAUUGCUUCCUGUAAAACCAGUAUGCAGCGCGUGCAGCUUCACAUUGCAAUGUUUCAGUGGCAGCAUGAGGACUUCCUGAUUAGUCGCCCACAAGCAACAUCAGUUACUCCCCCUCCUCGCUCUGCCAUCUUAACCAGCAUGAAGAAGAAGCUUCAUACUCUUGGACAGAUUGACUCGUCUAUUGCAGCAGUCCAGGAAAAACUAGCUGCUUUAGAAGCCAGCAUUGAGCAGCGCUUGAAAUGGGCAGGAGGAGCAAAUCCUGCAUUGGCACCAGUUCUUCAAGACUUUGAGGCUACUAUUACAGAGAGAAGGAAUUUUGUACUGAAGGAAAACCAAAGAACAAACCAGGUCACAUUCCUUUGUAGCACCAUUAUACACUUUGAAAGUUUACGCACUCGAACUACGGAGACUCUAAGCAUGGACACUGGUUUGUUUGAGCUCCUUAAACGUUGUCAACAGAUGUGCUCAUUUGCCUCCCAGUUCAAUAGCUCAGUAUCUGAGUUGGAGCUUCGACUUUUGAAAAGAGUGCAGGGACCUUCGAAUGAGAGUGCCAUUGGAAGUCCUGAAUGGCUGGUUUCUGCCCACAAGCAGUUGAGUCAUGAUAUGUCAAAUCAGAGGAAUCUACAGAGCGAGAAGGAGCAGCAGAUUGAGGCAGUGUGUGAAACAAUUCAGAAUUUGGUGGACUGCAUCAAGACUGUGCUGACUGGUCAUAACAGGCAGCUGGGAGAUGUCAAACACUUGCUGAAAGCAAUGGCAAAGGAUGAAGAGGCAGCCUUGGCAGACGGUGAAGAUGUGCCCUACGAGAACAGCGUCAGACAGUAUUUGUGCGAGUACAAAUCCUGGCAAGAUAACAUUCAGACGGUUCUGUUUACUCUGGUUCAGGCUUUGGGCCAAGUGCGCAGCCAGGAACAUAUAGAAAUGUUGCAGGAAAUAACACCAACUCUGAAAGAGCUGAAAACCCAGAGCCAGAGUAUCUAUAACAAUCUGGUGGGUUUUGCAUCACCUUUGGUAACGGAUUCAACAAACGAGUGUGCUAGUCCGACUGCAUCCUCAACAUACCUCCCCAGUUUUGCUGCAGCUGUGCGUAAUAACACUGCCCCAAAAACGCAGCCAGAGGGCAUGUCACAGAAUGCAAAAAAGACAGUCCAGAAAAAUUUGGUGCCAUCAGCAGAUACUCCACCGAGCACUGUUCCAGGGCCUGGCAAGAGCAUUGUUUCUAGUCCAAAGAAAGCAGUGCGGGAUCCGAAGACUGGCAAAGCUGUACAAGAGCGCAAUUCUUAUGCUGUCAGUGUUUGGAAACGAGUGAAAGCCAAGCUAGAGGGAAGAGAUGUGGAUCCCAACAGAAGGAUGUCUGUUGCUGAACAGGUGGAUUUUGUGAUUAAGGAGGCAACAAAUCUAGAUAACCUGGCUCAGCUGUAUGAAGGUUGGACAGCUUGGGUGUGAAUUAGAAGACGGCAGACCAGCCUGGUUCAGCACAGUCGGCAAUCCACCAGAAUCAGUCAAGUCUCAGGCAUCCACAGCCGCGCCAAGGCCGGUGGUGAUGUAUACUGGGGCUUAAUAUGUGGUAAUCUAGGAAAUCCUGGUGCAGUGGGAACGGGAAUCCCACAGGAACGCUGCACCCAGAGCAACGUUAAACACCAGUGGUCAGCAACCCCAAGGGCACAGAGUACAAUGCUCACCGUCUGGGUAAAGUGAUUGUCUUUCUGCUGUGGAAGAUCUGACAGUACAGCUGAGAAAUUGCUGCAGAAAGAAAUCGGCAUCCUCCAGACCGCAUGGUGAUCUAGAACUCUUCCAUGUGACCCUGUCAACAAUUGAAGAUAUGCUAAACCCUGUUCGUCAAGGGGGGAACACUGGGGGCCAUCAAGGAUUUGCAGUGAAGAGGAUGCUGUCCGUUUCUUGGGUUACUCUUGUUGCUUGGCAAUGCUGCUGGUUGAGUUGGCCAGCUUAGCACAGAAGAGGCUAGGAGAUGAAGCAUGGCCUCUGAAAACUAGCUGAAAACAGCCAAAGAACAGAAUUGUGAAGUUAGGUGGACUUCUGAAAAGAAGAAAAAAACCUUGUUUUCCAUUCUUUUCUUCCCCUCAUUUCUUGUAGUUAGGAUACCUGGUUACUUUUCACACUGUAUUCAUACUAACACUUUUGUUUGGUAGCUGGGCAUAUAUCCAGAGACACUUAAUACUUUUCAGAAGUAUUUCAUUCACUUAGUACCCAAUGCAAAAAAUAUAUCUUGCCUUUUUUGUGUGACCCAUGCAAAAAUACAUGAAGGAUCAACCCAAUACAUUGAAAUAAGCCCAGCACUGAUUCUGCUUCUCAAAAAUCUACAUGACCCACACCAACAUUUGUGUGUUUCCAUACGCUUAACUGAUGUGCAUACUCCUCCCCUCCUUUCUCGCUCUUUUUUUGUUUUUUGUUUUAAUAGCAUAGUCUAAGUAGUUAAGCUUGUCACUUGAUGACAGUUAUAAUAAAGUGAACUUCUGGUGGAGGUAGACUGCAAUGGUGUUUAAUUUACAUUUUGAAUGAAGAAUAUUUGUUUUACACUUAAGCCUUUAACACCUCCAUGCUUGGUUUUAACCCUUCUAAUAUUACCCGAGAAGUAUGGCUUUCUGCCAGAUAUACGUUACUUUAAUUUGUGAGGUCUUAAGACCUUGUGUGGCAUAUGUUCUGUUUAAGAACGUUUGUUAAUAGGUCAACAUAUUCUAUUUUUGUAAUUCAGCUCAUGUACAGAACUUGGGUAUUCUAAAAUGGUAGAGGCAAGUGAAAGAAGAGACGUGUUGCCCAUAGUAACGAGUCAGGUUCUUGUUUUCAUCUUUAAAAACCUGCACUACAGAAAUGAUGGCUAGAAUCCAGUUUCUGUGGGAAGAAAAUCCACUUUCCUGCAUUCUUUUCCAUGUUUUUAUAUGACAAGUUAAUCCCUCACAGAAAAUUGCAAGAUUUUCCUUUAAUGAGAUCCAUUAAAGUACCGUUAAUUAAGAUUUUAUUUGGCAUUUCCUUCUGGAUACAUUUUCUAGUACAUUGCACAUGGGUGGCUAUGAGAACAGUGUUUUGCAGAUGUUCACAUAAUGUGAUUCCUUUAUUGUCCUUUUAUUAUUUUUUUUUUAUUUUUAUUUUUCAUUUUUGUUGUCUGAAUCUGAUUUGGUGAUGUUGAAACAGAUCCAUUCUAAUUUUAAGUGUUUUCUUUCAGUCAUCCCUACUGGGUUUCUUUUUGUGCCCCUUUCCCCCCACUUGUAUUGCCUACAUGUUUGUGACUUUUAAAUUGUUUUUGGGUUUAAUACAAGAGCACACAUGUCUGUUAAGAAGAAUAUCCAUUCAACCAGCAGUUGCCGUUAGGGAAAACCGUUUAUACCAGCAAUAUUUUAGAUAGUAAGCAUUUUGUGUGUGUAUCGUUAAUCCUCCCUGCCACAGAGGUCUGCAGCACAUCACUGUAUUGUAACAGUCCUCUUUGACAACAGGAGCAUUAAGUCUGCUAAUGGCAAUCUUUUCUCCCAGUCUGAAGUAUUAACAAAUUCUAAUAUUUGCAGUUAAUGAAAAUGUCAGUUUGUAUAAGAAUGACAGCCUUAUUUGCUCUAGUUGGCUGGCUAAGAGUACUUAAACGCUGAGUAAUGCAUGCCUGUCUUGUGUACCAGCAGACACUGCUAUACAGUUAUGGUGAUGGUAAGACUUUGUAUGUCAGAAUUCAAUGUAAUGGAAUUUAACUUUACUCCCACAAGCGAAAAUCCUUUUGUGAGCUGUAGAUAAAAGUGAGGAAAACCUGCAUUACUUUAAUUUCUUCUGAGAUGUUAACGUUUAAUGCACUUCAGACACCUGUAAUAUUGCAUUUCUACUUUCAAUUACAAACAUCUAUGAAGAAUCAGAUUCUUAAUUGUUUAAAUAAAAUACUUACGAUUAAUGCAUAA
Molecule: messenger RNA, 13565 nt
Organism: Rana temporaria (common frog)
Lineage: Eukaryota; Metazoa; Chordata; Amphibia; Anura; Ranidae
Gene: SMG1
Product: SMG1 nonsense mediated mRNA decay associated PI3K related kinase
Exons: 63
Coding region: 154-11118 (3654 amino acids)
Biological process (GO): phosphorylation; nuclear-transcribed mRNA catabolic process, nonsense-mediated decay
Cellular component (GO): nucleus
Molecular function (GO): protein serine/threonine kinase activity; protein binding
Source: RefSeq, a predicted model, not a curated record